GAAAUGUUUCGCGGUAUUCCUUCCGGAAUAAGGUGGCCAUUUUGAUUUCCCCCAAUAGUUCAAUUCUUCAAGGGUAUUCAGUUCGGUGGGAGAGCAGAAAGAGCAAAGAUGUAUAAUUUGGCGAAAGCAGCUGUGAAUCUCAGCGCACGUGGUGUUCGCUACACAGCAGUUCGCCAGUGCCAUCACAAAACAGGCCCUAAUUUCCAUGAGAAAUAUGGCAACCUUCUUCUGGCAACAGGAUUCCUGUUUUGUGCUUCUGUAUGGGGAUAUGUAGCAACACAGACUGGUUUGGUCUGGAAUAUUUCACCAGUUGGGAGGAUAACCCCCAAACCAUGGAAUGAAGAGUAAAGAAAACUGUUCUUUGCAGAAUUGCUUUUGAAGUUCUGAACUGCUUAUCUGUAGUGUUGCUGCUUACAAACAAAUGUUAUAGCAGGUCUAUUGUGAAAAUUAUCUAAUAAAUU
Molecule: messenger RNA, 461 nt
Organism: Erpetoichthys calabaricus (reedfish)
Lineage: Eukaryota; Metazoa; Chordata; Cladistia; Polypteriformes; Polypteridae
Product: cytochrome c oxidase subunit 7B, mitochondrial
Exons: 3
Coding region: 109-348 (79 amino acids)
Biological process (GO): mitochondrial electron transport, cytochrome c to oxygen
Source: RefSeq, a predicted model, not a curated record